Molecule: messenger RNA, 1710 nt
Organism: Sinocyclocheilus grahami
Lineage: Eukaryota; Metazoa; Chordata; Actinopteri; Cypriniformes; Cyprinidae
Exons: 5
Coding region: 1-1710 (569 amino acids)
Molecular function (GO): GTP binding; ATP hydrolysis activity
Source: RefSeq, a predicted model, not a curated record
AUGGACAAACCUCUUAGAAGAAUGUCACGUCAUGAUGCCAUACUAUUGAAUAAAGGUCCUCCAGUGCUUUACCGUCUGAACACAGAAAGAAAAUAUAUUGAUGGGACUGAUAAAAAGGUCAGACAGUGGAUAUAUGGAAGAAGAGACAGAAACAAACAGAACAAAGUCAUACUGAUGGUAGGAGAAACCGGCACUGGAAAAACAACCAUGAUCAACACCUUGGUCAACUACUUACUGGGAGUGAAGUUUGAGGAUCAAGAGUUUUAUCAAAUCACAGAAGAAGCUGAUGAUAAAGAUCAAUCACAAUCCCAGACACGUGAUAUCACUGUUUAUGAGGUGUUUGUUGAAGAAAACCCAACAUCUCUGACCAUCAUUGACACUCCAGGAUAUGCAGACACUGAAGGAUACGAGAAAGACAGAGAGAUUUCUGAGUAUCUGCUCAGAUUAUUUUCAGAUGAGGAUGGGAUUCAUUAUGUUGAUGCAGUGUGUUUUGUGAUGAAGGCAACUCAGAAUCGACUCUCUGAAAAAGAGUUUUACAUAGUUCACUCAGUUCUGUCUCUGUUUGGUAGAAAUAUAGAGAACAACAUAGUGUUCCUACUCACACAGUCAGGUGGAUUACCUCCAGCAGAUGCUCUUAAUGCCAUUAAAACAGCAGAAAUACCCUGCAGAAGAGAUGAAGACAAUGAACCCGUUUACUUCUUAUUCAACAACCAGCAGAAAGAGAAAAGAAAUAAAAAGUAUAUGCAAGCUUUGAAAUCAGCCUGGGAAAUGGGAGAAGAAAGCGUAAAUCAGUUCUUCACACUCCUGGAUGAAAAGAACAGAAAAAGUGUUCAGAUGACAUUAGAUGUUCUAAAAGAGCAUAGACGACUUGAAGCCUGUGUCUCUAAUCUGGUGGAUAAAAUCUCUGAGAAGGAGCUAAAAACUGAUGAACUGAAUGGGAUUCAGGAUGCCCUCAUACAAAACAGAGACAAGAUUGGGAAUUGUGAAAACUUUCAGUUUACAGUCAAAAGAGCUGUGAGAGAAAAAGUGACCAUUGAAAAUCAAAUGUGGUGGAACAGUAAGGCAACUUGCUGCUCCAUCUGUAAGGAAAACUGUCAUGAAUGGCACUGCAGCUGGGCAAGAGAUCCCUCAGCAUGUUGGGUCAUGAAAAACAACCACUGCACUGUGUGUACAAAGAAGUGUCAUUACAAAGAACAUAAGAAAGAGAACAAAAAAUAUGUGACAAAUAUAACGGACGUCACUAUGACAUUUGAUGAGCUCAAAAAGGAGUAUGAAGACACUGAUGAAACAACUGCUGAGAAUAAAACAGAAAUAGAAAAAAAAGUUAUCAAUGAUCUGGAGAAGAUUAAAAUGGAAAAGUCCAAACUGCUGGAUGAAGCUUACAUGACCAUCAUGAGCCUGUCUAAGAUCGCAUUAAAAACAGACAGCGCUUUCACUCUUCAACAUCUGGAUUUCUUGAUUCCCAGACUGAAGGAGGAGGGCAGAGAUGAAUGGAUGAAGUAUUUGGAGGAUAUGAAAAAAGCUGGAGAAGAGAAGAAGAACAAGGGGGCUGUAAAUUAUCUGAUGGCUUAUGGCAGACAAAAAUGGAACCAACUUUUAAAUUGUGGACAAAUGGAGAGGAAGAAUGUUCGCUUUGACGUGUUUGGUUUAAACAGCUUGUUCGCGUCUUUGGCUCAGUGUCAUGGAGAGUUCACAAAGAGUUCAAGUUGA